Molecule: messenger RNA, 1166 nt
Organism: Liolophura sinensis
Lineage: Eukaryota; Metazoa; Mollusca; Polyplacophora; Chitonida; Chitonidae
Exons: 4
Coding region: 59-583 (174 amino acids)
Cellular component (GO): membrane
Source: RefSeq, a predicted model, not a curated record
ACGGGCGACGCUUCCACCAUACACGUACGCCUCACCUGCCAGGAUCUUCUGCGCCAAUAUGCCGACUUCAUACAUUUCUACAGUGCCAGGCCUGCUGAAAAUUAUUGAGGCUGUAUUAUGUCUGGGUGGUUUUAUAUCUGCCAUAAUCCCCUAUGCUUGGACAUCCAUUGGCGGUGGGUGGACUCAAUUUGUCACCAUUACAGCCUUUUUUGGCGUUGUUGGCAUAUUGAUCGCCAACAUGUUCUUGGCUGAAAAGUUACCACCGAUUUUCCCACUACUAGUGCUGAUAUUCUACGCGGUGUAUGACUUGUUUCUCCUAAGUGCCGGCAUUCUGACCGCCGUCCGAGCUGGCCAGCUCUACACAGCUUUCGCCAGCAUAAACAGUCGCUACCGUGUACUAGUGUCUUUCCCAUACCAAUCUAUAGCAGCCGCCGCAUUUUUUGUGCUGGCAGCCUUCGUCGUUUUCGUCAUCGACACCAUUUUGUCGUUCUCAGCAUGGCGGGCGUCCUCUGCUCAGACACAAUCUUCUUCUACACAUACAACAGCAACGACCACAAGUAAAACCACUGUAGUCGUCUCUUGAUUGGCUGUCGUCUUCUCAAUAACCACUAUAUUCUGAUGACUGACAUUUGGAGCGAGAAUACUGUCUGAGUAAGAUAGAAUAAUCCAACGCGGUAAAUACCUGCGUACUACACCCCUACUGGGAAAAAAGUAAUAGCUAUUGGCAUAAAUGUAUGUCUAUGCGUUUUCAUAGUCCCAUUUUUUUUUUAAUAGAUAUGGCCUAAUACGUAGUAAGAUUUCCUAAGCAUCCUUUCUGUAGAACAUUUGUAAGGAUGUUGCACUAGGAAAACAUAAAUACUGUUGGGUAGUUUAUAAUUUUUAUUCAGUCCAGGAGAAAUUGCUUUGGUGCCUGUAUGUAUGUAAAGGUAUCCUUUUAUAAUGCUCUAAGUAAAGGCUUUAGUAAUGUACAUGUGUUAUGUUUGACUGGAUUAAACUUGCUGUAUGAAGAGAGUUAUUAUAGCUGUGUACACGUUAUUUUUGGCAGAACUGAACACCAUGCCAUACCGCUACAGCGUACACGUGCAUAUUAGAUUACUGUCAAAAUAACAAUGAUAGGUUACAGACUGCCACUUUAGCACUAAAGUUGACAAUUAUAAGACUGGUCU